Molecule: messenger RNA, 3614 nt
Organism: Pseudophryne corroboree (corroboree frog)
Lineage: Eukaryota; Metazoa; Chordata; Amphibia; Anura; Myobatrachidae
Gene: NDRG2
Product: NDRG family member 2
Exons: 17
Coding region: 117-1259 (380 amino acids)
Biological process (GO): signal transduction
Cellular component (GO): cytoplasm
Source: RefSeq, a predicted model, not a curated record
GUGUCAAUGUGCCUUUGUCUGGCAGUCUCGCCUCAGAUCUUUCAGACAGCUGCACAGAAAGGACCCAGGAGGCAAGGGCGAGUUACAGAGAAAGCAGCCCAGAUCACAAUCUGGAGAUGUCGGAGUUGCAAGAAGUUCAAAUAACAGAGGAUAAUCCUCUUAUCCUGGACCCUUUGAAGGCAGCUGAGCUUGCAGCAAAACUACUUCAAGUGCAAGAGCAGAAGCAUUCUAUCGAGACUCCUUAUGGAAUGGUGACAGUGACCAUUCAGGGCACCCCCAAACCCAAGCGGCCAGCGAUUGUAACAUUCCAUGAUGUAGGGAUGGACCAUAAAAUGUGCUUUGAAACUCUCUUUAACUAUGAGGACAUGUAUGAGAUUGUGAAGAAUUUUGUCGUUUGCCACAUUGAGGCUCCAGGACAAGAGGAGGGGGCAGCUGUCUAUCCUGUUGGGUAUCAGUAUCCGUCACUUGAUCAGCUGGCUGAAACCAUCCCAUGUGUGCUGCAAUACCUGAAUUUCCCCAGUAUUAUUGGGAUUGGUGUAGGUGCCGGCGCUUACGUUCUCGCCAGAUAUACGCUGUCACAUCCCAACACAGUGGAAGGUCUAGUUCUCCUUAACAUUGACCCCAAUGCCAAAGGCUGGAUGGACUGGGCAGCACAUAAGCUAACAGGUCUCACAUCAUCGAUCCCAGAAAUGAUUCUGUCUCAUCUCUUCAGUGCAGAUGAGAUUUCGGGGAAUUCAGAGACUGUGCGACAGUACAAAACAAGCAUUUUAAACUCUCCUAUUCUGAGCAACAACCAGCUGUACUGGAACAGCUACAAUAGUCGUCGAGAUCUGAACUUGGAACGUGGAGGGGAUGUCACCUUAAAGUGUCCUGUGAUGCUAGUGGUUGGAGAUCAGGCCCCUCAUGAGGAUGCAGUGGUGGAAUGUAACUCAAAACUGGAUCCAACACAGACCUCAUUCCUGAAGAUGGCGGAUUCUGGUGGACAGCCACAGAUCACACAGCCUGGGAAGCUCGCUGAGGCUUUCAAGUACUUUGUGCAGGGAAUGGGAUACAUCCCCCACAUCCUGGAUAAGAAGCGCAGUACGGGUGGCUUCCUCCUGCAUGACUCGUCUGUCACGCUCCCGAACCGCCUCUCUUUCCAGCGAGGGGAAUCGCUCACGCUCUCGUACCCUGUCCCAGAGCAGCGAGUCGGGGGGAGGACCAACCGGAACGUUCACGGAGGUGACCUGCUGAGAAGUCAUAACGCUGGGGACAUGUGAUCGCUCCGACUCUGCGUGAGGGGAAAGGCAUUUUAGCAGAGCUACUUGUGCUAAUUAGAAAACUAAAAACAAAACCCAGUCUUCACAUGGAAGAUAACAAGAUGUCUGUACCUGUCUAUCUUUAUCUCCUAUUUCAAGAUUUUUAUUGUCCCUUUUUUUCUGAUCACUUUGCCUUUUCUUAUUUUAUAUUUACAAUUCGUAUACCUUUGUAAUGAAACUUGCAGGGUUUUCUUGCCUUGCCUUAGCCUAUAGAUGUAUAGACUAACCUGAGCUUGCAAUGGGGUAGCUAGAAACUAAUGCUUUCUUCCUCCAUGUAUUUCUUCUACACUUGUUUUCUUUUCCUGUUGUCCUUCCCUUUGUCAAACUCUCCAUGGUCAGGCAGACUACAGGACAGCGUUUUACAUCGCUCCUCCAUGUGUUUUUAUAAAUCAUUUUUUGUUCCCCUAACAAGCUUUAUCAUCCCUCUUCCCUGGCACAUAACAAUAUGUUGUAAUAUGGGGUAACAUCACCUCCUAACACUCUUGUUGCCCAGGAGAGAGUGAAGUGGGCUGAGAAACUUGUUGGGAGAGAUCUCAAAGGUCCAACCACUGGAAUACUCUUAUAAUUCUUGAGGUCACUGUAUAGAUUGCAGCACAGUGGAGACUUUUCAUGCUACUAAGAUGCAUAGAGCUGCUGUCCUUUACUGUACAUGAUGCCCUUUACCUUACAAGUUGUAGUAUUUGGUCAACUUUUUUUUUUUAAUGUUGCAGUAACUUCCCUGCUGCCACUUGCUCAAGGUCGCUUCUGUGAGUCUUAGGGGUGUCUUUACUAGUUUAGACUAGCAGUUACUCUUCAGUUAUAAAAAAAGAAAUAAAAAAAAUACAUGUAGAUAAAGCACAUGAUAGAGGCUUUUUUUUUUUUUUUCUAAAUAAAGGUGUAGAUUGGUGAGGGGCGUGUAUAGUGAUAAGGUUAGCGAUGCACAGUCCUCCAUCUAGUUUGAAUUGGCAUUCUACCAGUAACAGCCCUGCUGUCAGCACAAGCAUGUGAUGUUACUACCUGCUGUCCAGGCAGGAGAGCAGUGGUAGAUUAAAAUUUGGUGUUCGUUAUUAGAAAGGUUUGGGGGCAACAGCUGGGACUCUUCCAGUGUCAUCAGACUUCAGUCAUUCUUGCCAGCAGUAUGCAGCUUCACAUAUUUUGGACUGCUAAAAUGUCUUCUUUUUAAUGCUGCUCUGUCAGCGUUUAAUUGUCUUGAGAUUGCUAAAUUGUAUACUCGGCAAUUAAGAUUACCUGCUAAUGCCAAGUUCAGAACAGGAUUAAGUUAAUGAAAUGCUCAGUACUGUGUGUAUGGGAACCCAUUGUGCUAACACAACACUCAGUAGAUCAUUAUAUUGCUUUUGACUACUUGUCCUUGACCACUUCUGAAGCUCAUAAAACCAGAAUCUAUACAUACAUUUUCAUUUAAGGAGGAUUGUCACACAUAUUGCUUACAUUAAAGGCACAUGCUACUUUAUGAAUUAUGUACAUUUUAAAAUAAAAUCCUUUUUUAAUUAUGUGUAUGGAUUUAGAAGAGUUGCACAUUUGAGAAGAAGGGUAGACCAGCCUUGGUUUUCCAGCUGUUUGCCCUAUUUCAGGCCCUAGUGUGCUGAUUGAUGGACUUCCUGUUUAAACAAAAUCAUUUUUCACAAUAAAGUACUGAUUUAAGACUGUAAACAGUAGGUGUGUUUUAUGUAAUACUGUAAUACUAUUGCUACAUAUAACUAAACAGUAGGGGAAGAUGUAUCAAGUCUUGGAGAGAGAGAUCAAGUGGAGUAGUUGCCCAGUGCAGCCAAUCCUAACUGAUUUAUGAGGGAGAUGUACUAAGCAGUGAAAAGGGGGAUUGGUUGCCAUGAGCAACUUCUCCACGGGCUCACUUCUCCACUAUUAUCACUGCUUAGUACAUCUCCCUCAUAGUCUUUGAAAUGACCACUGGUAGUUUCUGUUUGGGUAACUACUCCACUUUAUUCAUGGCGUAAUACAUCCUGCCAUAUAUGACCUACUGGGCACUCUAUAAGCUCCACACAACAUUGGACAAAGUGUAUUAAACAACUGCAGCACAGAAUAAAGGGAAAGGCAGUCUGUGACAAGUUGCUGCCUUUGUGUGUUUCACAAACACACACCCGCACACCAAAGUUUCCACUAAAGCAAACGUUCUCCAUUUGAAAGAGUGACCUAUACAUCUUUACAUGUAACGGACAGAAGAGAAUGAGCAACGUCAUGGCUUGCUUGGAUGUUCGGAUGGUGGAUGUACAGAAGGGGGCAUUCUGUAUAGGAUUUAUUUUGUUGUUCUUUAUCUGUUUUAUUUUUCCCUCACACUGAAAAAUAAAAUAUUAAACAAAG